This is a messenger RNA of Rodentolepis nana, 426 nucleotides long. The record is from the annotation of a GenBank genome assembly. NCBI's taxonomy places the organism in Eukaryota, Metazoa, Platyhelminthes, Cestoda, Cyclophyllidea, Hymenolepididae.
AUGUCACCAAAUCGACACCGUUAUCUCAAGGCCUUUGCAAUGGCGGACAAAGACAACAGUGGAACACUAGAUCGAAGUGAAUUAGUUGAAGCAUUAGCUUCUCAAGGAAUCAGGGCCUCUGAAGCUGAUAAAUUAAUGGAUCAACUUGAUCUUAACGGAGAUGGAAUUAUAACAAGAGGAGAAUAUGAAAUAGCCCUUGGUAUUUCUUCUCAGCCCAUGGAAGCAUGGAAAAGCUUAUUCGAUGAACUCGAUACGGACCAUUCUGGAACCGUUGAUAUUCCGGAACUUGAAAAUUUUCUCAGAUGUGCAUCCAUGGAAUCCUUAAUUCCUGUUCUUGAGGACUGGGUAGCCGAAUUUGAUGUUGAUCAUAAUGGUAAAUUAGACUAUAAAGAAUUUCUUGGAUUUAUUGCCAGCCUUGAAGAAUAG